AUGAUGCACGCUCCGUCUUUGGGACGGGGUGCCGAUUUCACUCAGUUGCUGCUGAGCUUCGUGAAAACCCACCUGGGCCUGUGGAUGCAGAUUGCGAGCUUAUCCCUCCAGUCCGAGCCCACCAACAUCAGCGUGGAAGACUUUGACAUCCUUGGCCUGAUCCUCUGCUGUGGUAGCUCAAAGUCCCAGCCGUUGUUCCGUCUCUCCGAGGCUGUGCCAGAGCUCGCUUCCAGGCCUUCCAUGUCAGCUUCCGAGUUGCGGAAAGCCUUGCUCAAGCUCCUCUGCUGGAACGAAGACGCCUAUACCACCGAGGUGGCCAAAGAUGGCUUGGAGCCCCGCGCCAAGACCUUGAACAUCAGCAACAUCCACAAGAGUAUUUGGUUUCACCGGCCACACAACGCCGAGAUCGAGUAUCUGAACAUCACCGACUGCAAAGACAGCACCAUCUAUGUUACAGCGCGGCUACGCUACUGCCUCAUCUCUGGUUGCGAGGGGACCACGCUGAUCUUAGGCGGUGUUUCCACCAUCUGCACCACUAGCAACUGCGAGAAGGUCAAUGUACAUGUGGCAGCGCAUUGCUACAAGAUGGAAAACUGCAUUGACACUUCCGCGUACCUGUAUUGUCAUAUUCCGCCCAUCAUCACGGGCGACACUCGAGGCAUCCAGCUGGCGCCAUACAAUGUGCUGCACUCCCACAUGGCUUCUGUUCUCCACGGUUCGCAGAUGACCCUGGAGAAG
Messenger RNA from Symbiodinium necroappetens, 738 nucleotides. Lineage: Eukaryota; Dinophyceae; Suessiales; Symbiodiniaceae. The record is from the annotation of a GenBank genome assembly.